CUGGUGUCGUCAGACGGGCAGUUACAUCAGCUCGCACUAUUUAACUGGUGGUCGGGCGGCCUGCCCCUAUCACUUCUCACGAAUACGGAAAAUAUCAUACGCUGCAACGCACCCACGUGGAGGUACACAGAGAUCGAGUUCCGCAUCCGCACACACACCAGCGGGUAUUAUGAUCAGUCCAUUAGCAACGGACGAUGACACGUCAGCGGCGCUGGCAGUCGUCAAAGCAACCGUUGAACAGAAGGCGGAACUGCUGUCUCUGGCUGGAGACGCCCUUUGCCUCACCGUCACGGCGCUGCGACUCAGUGACCCGACGCCUCGCGUUCCACUGCAAAAGGAGGCAGGCAGUAACCCGCCCACCAUCUCGUUGGACCAAGUAUCAUGGCACGACCACUGCUCGGACUGCUGGGUCGUCAUCUACGACCGGGUCUACGAAAUUACAGACUUCCUCCUAGAGCACCCAGGAGGCGAGGAAAUUUUGUUGGAGUAUGCAGGGCGCGACGCCACCCUUGCUUUCCGCGGUAUUGGCCACGGGGUGGCACAGUUGCAGGCCCUGGAGCGUUACUUUCUGGGCGUAUUACCCGAGUCAGAACGCAUCUACAGCUGCCCGGGCGGGAAGCUAUCGGGCUUCAGGCUCUCCUAGCACCAGUGGGACACAUACGCCAUUGUGGGCCUACAACCGUGUGGUAUAGACUGCACUGCCACGUAAACCGCAAAAACACUUGAACUCCGGAAGCGAAAGAAACAGUGGUGGCAAUUGCUUCUUGGCGAUAUUUAUCCUUCAAAUCAUGAUAAAAUGUAUUUUAACUGGCUCCUGUCUAUACGGAAACACGCCACAUAUGCGUCACAGAUAUCACGUGGUUUUUAUUUAGGAAUAUAAUCACUGUUAUCCCGUGAAUAAAAUAAAGCCCAUUCCGAGGACAGAUUGAAAAUAUGGGUUCAUUAACGUCAAAACAGGUGGUAUACGUCUAUGUAAAUUGUGAUUUUUUGCCAUUUAUUUCACGUAAUUUCAUUUUUAUACUCAACAAACAAAGUCAUUGAUUCAUAUAAAAAAUCGUCAUAUUAUCAGUUGGCUUCAUAGAUUGAGCGAACUGAAAAUUAAUAAUAUUUUGCAGCUACUGUAAAUUUCCAUGAUGAUCAAAAUAUUUUCCAGUUUGUACAAACUUAAUAGAACACAGUGAUAACGAAGCUUCGAAUUUUUAAGACUAAUUAAUUCAAAUAGAAGCCAUUGACGCCCAGCGUGGAUGGGAUAAGAGACACAAGGAAAUAAUAGGAAGAUUUAGUGUUGCGAAAUACUGGCUCAUAAAAGAUAAUUUUAUUUUCGCUCAGACGUAUUUUAAUUGUUUACUAGCACCGCAUUACUCAAUGAAAUUACAUAGCGCCGAUGAUAUUUGUGAUGCUGAGUGAAACAGUGAAGAUAUGUGUAAAUAUUCAGCAACAAUAUCUUGUUCGUUAAGUGUAAUCGGGCCUUGAAAAUGUCGCAAUAAACUGGCCGAAUGAUAUAAAAACACACGAUAAGAGAAAAUGGUGAAGCGGUACAUAUUUAUUAAAUAAAUUAUCAAAUGUAAAGUUCAUUUUAAAGAUCUGAUCACAGUAUUAUAAAUUAUGUUCUAAUUUAAUAUUGGCUGAUUAUAUAUAAUUAAUAGUUUUAAGCACAUCAGAUAAUAUCGAUGUUAAUGGUAAAUAGUGUACGUCACAAAUAUUGUAAAAGUACAGAAUAUUCCAUUCGAAAUGCAACCACAAGUACAGCAGCGUAUCUAAGCUUUAGUGAUAUGAAUGUAAAAAGGAAAACGGGUUGCUUUUAAGUUUUACUUGUAAGGAAGAACUCGCAAAACGAGUCUAGAAAGCUGAUAACGUCCACACAAAUUCGAAGACAAGCAUCCACCCUUUUGAAUGCAUUUCUUGCGACUUAGCUAAAUGUUUCUUGGUCAGUUUGGGCAACGGUAUGUUCAGUAUUCUUUUUCAUUUCCUCAGUCAUACCUGGUUAUUAGAGAAAAUUCUGUUUGAGAAAUCCCCACAACAAGGAGUCUGGCGGGAUACGGUCCGGAGAUCGCGGUGGUCAAAGAUCACGGCUAACAGUGCGCUCACCAAAUAAUUCUUGCAGUACAACAGUUUUGUUCUUAGUGUGGGCAGUCGCUGUCAUGUUGAAAUUAACAAUCACUUUAAUUUUCUUCCAACAGAGAAAUGAAUUGAGUCAGAAGAAUUUAUACCAUUCUGCUUUGUCUCCUCAUAAAACAACAGUCCCAUAAUUCUCCUUCGAAACACUGCGUACCACGUGCCAGUCUUCGACGAAUGCAGAAGAAAUUAUUCACGGCAGUAAGUGGUUUUGAUGUCAAGUAAUGUUCGAGAAUGAACACACGUUCUGCUUCUAAAUAUACCAUCAUCGCACUUGCACAGUUCUUGAGCAACUGGCGUGAGCAGUGGCCUAGCAACAUGGAUGACCUUGACUCCAGUGUCACGGGUGAGGAUGGGAGAGUCUAUUACAGGGGGGGGGACUUUUGUUUACAUCGUAGUACGUGAUUGUUGUUGGGUUGCGUUUCAAAUGGAACAUUCUGUACUUCUCGUGUGCGAUUCAGAAUAAACUCAAACUCGCGGAACCGCAAGUACUUUGUUGCAUCCAUAUAAGUUACGUACUUAAUAUUUAACAAUUCAGAAUUUGUAAAAUAUACAACAGUAUUGUAUAUGUGUUAAACCCUGUGUCAUUUUAUUUAAUGCCUACGUGUAUUUAUAGAUCGAAUUUAUAAGCUGUUUAACCCGUAGUAUAUCUCAAAAAUAUACAUGGUCUGUAUGUCAAUACAUAAAAGUUGUAUUAUUCAUGACAAAGUA
This is a messenger RNA of Zootermopsis nevadensis, 2826 nucleotides long. RefSeq lists its product as uncharacterized. Gene Ontology annotation, molecular function: heme binding. Lineage: Eukaryota; Metazoa; Arthropoda; Insecta; Blattodea; Termopsidae. The record is from RefSeq and is a predicted model, not a curated record. Gene Ontology annotation, cellular component: membrane; intracellular membrane-bounded organelle.